Closterium sp. Yama58-4 is the source of this 663-nucleotide messenger RNA. Lineage: Eukaryota; Viridiplantae; Streptophyta; Zygnematophyceae; Desmidiales; Closteriaceae. The record is from the annotation of a GenBank genome assembly.
AUGGACAAGCUGUGCCAGAGCCUGGGUUGCGACGUGCUACAGAUGACUCUCAAUACAGCGGCUCGUGUUGCCGCUGCUGCUACAGCAGGAGCAGCAGCAACACCACCACCAGCGCCUGCUACCGCAUCCCUGCCAACAGAAACCCUGCGGUUCAUAAUCGAUGAGGCGAUCGCAGUGGCGUGCUUCCUGCUGCACGCGCUCGUGCUGCUGACUCAGGCCGUGACGCUCAACGUGGCCAUCAACUCGCACAACCACAUACUGGUCACUCUCCUGGUGUCGAAUAAUUUUGCCGAAGUGAAGUCGAAUGUGUUCAAGCGCUUCAGCCGGGAGAACAUUCACAAGCUUGCCUGUCUAGACACGGUGGAACGGUUUCAUCUCUCGUGUCAUCUCCUCUUCGUGGUGGUUCAGAACGUGGUGAAGGGGCAGGGCACCUCGCUCUCCUUCUUCAUCCGGAAUGUCUGCACGGUGUGGGGGUGUGAAAUGCUAGUGGACAACCUCAAGCACUCCUUUCUCGCUAAGUUCAACGAGAUCAAGCCCGAAACCUACUCCGACUUCCUGCUCUCGCUCUGCAGACAGGUUCUGGAGGACCGCUGUCACCACGUGCAUCGCAGCAUGAGCUUCGUUCCCCUUGGGCCCGCAUGCAAUGUGAGUUGGGGGGCAUAG